AUGGCAAAACCCACGCUCCUCUCGCCCUCACCUCUCUGCAUCCGCUGUCUCCGCAUCGCCCUCCUCCCCUCCCAAACCCCCCUUUCCGACAAACGCCGCCGCAUCUCAACCUACGGCUACACGCAAGCCAAAGCCCUCGUCUACAGCGAACAUGGCAACCCAUCCGACGCGCUUCGAUUGCACAAGCACUCCCUUCCCCCACCACACUCCACCUUACUUACCCUCCGCGCCCUCGCUGCCCCUCUCAACCCCGCAGACAUCAAUCAAAUCCAAGGCUUCUACCCCACACCCCCAAAAGACAGACAUUUCACUACUGCGCUGGGCACUGCCUCGCCGUCAGCUAUACCCGGAAACGAGGGCGUGUUUGAGGUUGUUGCAUUAGGAGGGCAGGCAGGCAAAGGCAAUGUAGGCAAUGGAGAAGAAGGAUUGCAGAAAGGAGACUGGGUCAUACCCCGCCGCACGGGGCUAGGCACAUGGCGGACGCACGCGCAGGUUGACGAAAGCGCCGUGCUGAGGAUCGAGAAAGAGGGUGUGAGUGCAAGCCAAGUGGGCAGCGUGAGCGUCAACCCCGUAACGGCGUGGCGGCUGCUAAGCGGGUUCGUGGAUUGGGGUGUUGAGUUUGCGAAACUCGCUGGUGGAGGAGGUGGAGGGGCAGGGGGAGGCGGGCCGUGGUAUAUACAGAAUGGAGCGAAUUCUGCGGUGGGGAGGGUGGCGAGUCAGUUGGGGAAGCUGUGGGGGCUGAGGGGUAUUGCUGUUGUGAGGGAACGGGAGGAUAAAGGGGAAGAGGAGGCUCUGAAGGCAGAGAUGAGGGCACUGGGAGCGGAAAAGGUCGUUACGGACAAGGAGGUGGGGGAAAAGGGAUUUAGAGAGCGGAUUGCCGAGUGGACGAACGGAGGGAGGGAGGAGGUGAGACUGGGGUUGAACUGCGUGGGAGGUGAUGCGGCAAUGAAUAUGGCGAAGGUACUGGGAAAGGGUGGGACGAUGGUUACGUAUGGGGCUAUGAGCAAGGCGCCCAUGAGGGUCGGGGCGAGUAUGUUGAUCUUCAAGGACUUGAGGUUCGUGGGGUUCUGGGUCAGUCAUUGGGCGGAUGAGCAUCCGGGGGAGAAGAGGAAGGUGGUGGAUAGUGUCCUGGAUUUGUAUAGGGAGGGCAAAUUGGUGGAGAGUCCGACGCUGGACGUGAGGUGGAAUGAGGAGACGAAGCAGGAGGAGCUAGUGCAAGCGGUACAAGGCACGCUGGAGGGGUAUAGAAAGGGUAAGGGCAUGUUCAUAUUUGGAGAAUGA
Molecule: messenger RNA, 1281 nt
Organism: Bacidia gigantensis
Lineage: Eukaryota; Fungi; Ascomycota; Lecanoromycetes; Lecanorales; Ramalinaceae
Exons: 1
Coding region: 1-1281 (426 amino acids)
Biological process (GO): fatty acid metabolic process
Cellular component (GO): mitochondrion
Molecular function (GO): trans-2-enoyl-CoA reductase (NADPH) activity
Source: RefSeq, a predicted model, not a curated record